UAUGUAUGUAUACAGUAUACAAACACAUAUAACAGCGUUGGGAAGGUUACUUUGCAAUUCCUGUGCAUGUGAUACAUUAUUAAUCUCUGUAAGUGAUGUGAGACAUUUGUAGUUUCCUCUCAGUUCUAUGGCUGUCUGUCCCAGCAGCAGAACAUGCUUCAGGACUAUCUCAGGACUUCAACCUACCAAAAAGCCAUUCUGCUCAACGAUGUUGACUUCAAAGAUAAAGUGGUUCUUGAUGUGGGCUGUGGAACAGGGAUAUUGUCCUUCUUUGCCGUCCAGGCCGGGGCUAAGAAAGCGUACGCGGUGGAGGCCAGUUCUGUGGCCAAAUAUGCAGAAACUCUAGUGAAAAGCAAUAACUUGUCCAAAAAAAUCACAGUUUUGUCAGGAAAGAUUGAGGAAGUUUCCUGCUCAGAGAAGGUGGAUGUGAUCAUCUCAGAGCCCAUUGGCUACAUGCUCCUCCAUGAGAGGAUGUUAGAGAGCUAUUUGCAUGCCAAAAGCUGGUUAAAACCCAAAGGCAUGAUGUUCCCUACUCAGGGUGACAUUCAUCUGGCUCCUUUCACUGAUGAACAGCUCUACAUGGAGCAUCAUGCCCGCUCCAACUUCUGCUGGCUGGACUGAGACGCCACAGUGUCCUCGGUUGGACCAUCUGAAGCUUGGGGAAUGCCCUGGCCACUACCUUGGGGUCAUCCAGACGUUGAUUGGCAAACUUCCAGAUUUAAAUAUUGUGUGAAUAAUGAUGAAUUCUCAGUUGUGUGAUUCAUUAAUUUAAGUCUUAAGUCUGUAAUUUGUAUUAAGUUACAGACUUUAUGAAUCUGAACUAAAAAAAAAUACAAUACAAAAAAACAUAAAAAUUAGUGUAGAGGUCUGUGCAGACUGCAGUAAACACAUAUAUUCUCAUAACAUGAGAGCUGAUUUACCAUCAGGACUCCUCACAGGUUCAUCAAGCUGCUCCACUUUGUCAUCUGGACCUGAGUGGACACUGCUGAAUUUUCUCCUUUCCCUCUGAAUUAAAGCAGUUACUCAGAAUAAAGUAAACAGCACCAUUUGGAAUGAGUUACUACCAUAGACUGCAAUAUGAGCAAAGGUAGAAACACCAAAAUGAGCAACUAGCUGCAAGUGAUUUAGUAAGGAUUUAGCAAAGCGAGCCUUUAAUACGAGCAUACUACUGUGACGUCACAAUCUAAUGAGCAUUCAUUGAGAGCCGUUGAUCAGCUGCUACCUGAUUGGUCCGUUUUGUGCUGUGGGCGGGGCUUCUGCGCUUCUGUCUUUUACUGUAUUUCUAGAAGCGGAAUAAAACAGAUUUCUGUAGUAAAUUGUCACAACAUGCUGGCUGUUUGGUUAAUAAAUGCUUUGUUAUUAUUCCGUGCCGAUUUAAGUCGUUUACAGGUAAAAAAUGGUCUAAUAUUGGCAUGUUUUUUGCACUGUAAGUUAAAUGUAAGUUAAUGUGACUCAAAAAUUAUUUAACGGGCACUUAUUCUCAUUAAAACACCAGAUAUUACCAUUUAUUCUUUAUUAAGUGUAUCUAAGAGUAAUUCAAGCUUCAUUUAAGGUCUUUUGCAGUGUAAUAAUUGUGUUUCUGUGACCUAAUGUCUAUAUCUAGCUUGUGCAUUCAUUGAAAAGAUCAUACAAAACAUUCAUAUUGUCAUCUGUACAUUUAUAAUUGAAUUGUCAUUGUUUUAAAGUACUAUAUUACUGUUUUCACUGUCAAACAGCACAAUUAUGUGAAUCUGUCCAGAUGUACUGACAAUGUACAGUUCAAUACAGUAAAACAGCUGUCAACUGUAUUAGCGAUGUUGUGAGACUGCAUGCAAUGUUUAUAAUAAUAACCUACAUUAAAUAUUAACAGUGAAAGUCAUGCACAUGAUACAGUAAAGAUAUGAGACAGGCAUAGCUUGAGAGGAGGUGAGAGAGAACAAAAGAAAGAAAAAUCUAAACAUAUAAAAUAGGUGAAUGUAUGUACCUAACCAUACUUUAGACAAAUGUGAACCCAGAAGUGAUCUAAAUCUGGAAAAAAUAAAAAAAUAAAAAAACUGCUUCCAAGGUCAUCCAGUGAU
Cyprinus carpio (common carp) is the source of this 2057-nucleotide messenger RNA. Its product is annotated as histone-arginine methyltransferase CARM1-like. Lineage: Eukaryota; Metazoa; Chordata; Actinopteri; Cypriniformes; Cyprinidae. The record is from RefSeq and is a predicted model, not a curated record. The coding region runs from base 154 to 621 and encodes 155 amino acids. Gene Ontology annotation, molecular function: protein-arginine N-methyltransferase activity. Gene Ontology annotation, biological process: peptidyl-arginine methylation. The transcript is spliced from 5 exons.